AUCACAGAUACAGCGUUUAAACCUCCAGGAAGAGGUUAAAAAUCCAGGAUGCAAGACCUAAUGUAUGUAAAUUUUAGAUGGGGUUGGGCUUCCCAGGUAUUUUGAAGUCAAUAAAAACUCAGUCACCUGUCAGAGAGAGAGCAUGCCAGUGUGUGUUUGACUGUCAUUACAUCGUCAUCUCCUAUUCUAAGAGGCAAACCAUGUCUGGAACAAUGAAGGAAUCUGUCUUUAAGGGAGUGGAUCUCCACCCACAGACCAACAACGCUAACCACCACACCAGAGAAAUCUCCCUGACUCGGCUGAUAGUGAGGCGGGGCCAGCCCUUCAAACUGACCCUUAAUCUGAGGCAACCUUUCAACGCUUCUAUUCAGCCGCUACACAUCUCUGCAGCGACAGGAAAACGUCCGACUGAGAAACAGGGGACGCUAUCAUUCUUCGGUGUCCCAGAUGUUGUCAAACGUUCACCAUCAGCAAAGGCGGUGUGGAAGGUAGAGCUUGACAAGGGUUCCUCCACAGUAACAGGCAACCUGAUCCUCACCAUCACCCCCCCGGCUGACACCCCCAUAGGGGAGUACACCAUGACUGUGAAGCACAGAGAUCAGGAAAUGGUUCUGGCAAAGCCUGUGGUGCUCUUCAACCCCUGGUGUCCCGAUGACUGGGUGUAUCUGAAGGAUGAGAAUGAGAUAAACGAGUAUGUGAUGAAUGAACAAGGAAUUAUCUACAGAGGUAGUAGCACCUACAUCGGCUCUUGUAACUGGGACUUUGGACAGUUUGAAGACAACAUGGUGGACAUUUGUUUGAGGAUGUUGGACCUCAACCCCAAAUACAUGAAAGACCCUGGUGACGAUGUCUCUGCUCGCUGUAACCCCAUCUACGUCAGCCGCGUGGUCAGCGCUAUGAUCAACUCUGUAGAUGACAGUGGUGUCCUGGAGGGAAACUGGUCAGGUUCAUAUCCGAAUGGGGUCUCACCCUCUCACUGGACCGGCAGUUACGCCAUCCUUAAGCGCUGGUUUGACACCGGCUCCUACCCGGUCAAGUACGGGCAGUGCUGGGUGUACGCCGGUGUGAUGUGUUCAGUGAUGCGCCUGCUGGGCUUCCCCUGCCGCGUGGUCACCAACUUCGAGUCAGCCCAUGACAACGACAGGAAUCUGACCAUCGACGUGUACCACGCAGACUACGGAGUCAGAGAGACACCAUCCCCAGACAGUAUUUGGAACUUUCAUGUGUGGGUGGAGGCGUGGAUGAGGCGGCCAGACCUGGCAAAGGAUGGCAAAUAUGACGGCUGGCAAGUUCUGGAUCCAACACCACAGGAGAAGAGCCAAGGUGUUUACUGCUGCGGUCCAGCCCCCGUCGUAGCCAUCCUGAACGGAGAAACAGACCUCAAAUAUGACACCCCAUUUGUCUUCGCUGAGGUCAAUGCCGACUGCAUUGACUGGCUGGUCAAAGCUGACGGUUCAAAAGUGAAUAUCUUCUCUGACACGGCGAGAGUCGGUCAGAAUAUCUCUACCAAGUCUGUCGGCUCCAAUAAGAGGAUGAACAUCACCGACAGCUACAAAUACAGAGAGGGAACAGAGAAAGAGAGGUCUGUCUUUCACUACGCCACCACCAGAGACCUCUCCAAGGUUGAUGAGAUUGAGAAGAAGGAGGAGGAGACGGACGUAGUAACCCCAGUCAUCCCCCUUCAACCUCCGUCACAGCCAAUGUCCAUGCAUUUUGAAGAGGUGACCCCACCAAAGAACUGUGAGGUUGUGAGAUUGAUGCUGGUGCUGCAGAGUAAGAGCAGUGCUGCCAUGCGACUGUCCAUCAACAUCAGCGUCCAAGCCAUGAGGUACAACGGCUCACCAGCUGGGACCAUCCAGGCCGAGGUGAAGGAGGAGACACUGCAGCCUGGGAAAGAUCUCUCUGUCCCUAUCCAGGUCCCGUUCUCGGCCUACUAUAAACCCAUGAUAGAGUGUGACAUCAUGAAGGUUUCAGCCUUGGUCACGGGCAAAGAGAAGCCAGAUAACACAUACCUGGCUGUGCAUGACGUCGUGCUGCUUGACCCUCCUAUCUCCAUCACGGUUUCUGGUAUAACCAAAAUGAACAGAGAGGCAGAAGGGGAGGUGGUUUUCAUGAACCCGGUCACCGAGACGCUGAAGGAGUGCACUCUGACUAUCUCUGGAAGUGGCCUGUUGAAAGAGGACAUUGAAGUCAAGAUUCCAGAUUUGAAGACAAACAACCGAAUAUGUGUCAAGUUCCCCUUUGUUCCCUACAAGCCCGGUAACAAGACUCUCGUGGCCGACUUUGACUGCUCCACCUUCAGAGAUAUCAAGGGCAGCUGCACUGUAGAUGUAAAGCUGUAAAUUCUCUGUAUCGCUGUUAAGAGUCACAAACAUUGUAGGUUCAAGUUUGUAUCUUGCUCCUUUGCAGAGAAAGGCAGCUGCAGUCAGUUUAUAUAUAUAUAUAUAUAUAUAUAUAUAUAUAUAUAUAUAUAUAUAUAUAUAUAUAUAUAUUGUAAAUUGUAGAUUUGUUCAUCUAAAGUUUUACAAUCUCCAAAGGACUUAAACACAGCGUGAAAAGUGAAACUAAAAUGUUACUGUGCCACCCAACAAGCAGCAAACUGAGAAGUCGUUUAGUUUUGUGUAAAGUCCAUUAAAGUAUUUGAUUUCAGGGGGUCCGUUCGCAUCCUCCCCCCUCACACACACACUAUGUGCUGCAUGACAGUGCCUAGUUAGUUGGCUCAAUACUGUGUUAAUCUUUUACACAAUUGAAAAUUAUGCUAAAACCUCUCUGCAGCACGUAGGCAUAUAGACCUACACACACAAAGCAUUGACUACCAGCUUUUGAAAGCAGCAAACAUACCGGUAGGCCUACAUACUGUAACGACUCCACACACUGUCCCCUGGAAAUGUCCCUGGGAUGAUUUUAUAUUGAUGUGAUAUUCCUGAAAUGUCAGAAAGUCAAAACAUGUGAUUUCCUGGAAAUGCUAAUUCAUCAAGUUAAUUAAAUAAUAUUUGAUCAGACAUGCAUGUCUUGUUUGAGAUAACUGCAAGAUUUAAUUUGUUUCUUCACAGUCAUGCUCUAAGUAGUUAAACUAUUGUCAAUUCAUGUCAUUGUCAAGUUCCCUGUAUGAACUUGUGUACUUAC
Molecule: messenger RNA, 3126 nt
Organism: Sander lucioperca (pikeperch)
Lineage: Eukaryota; Metazoa; Chordata; Actinopteri; Perciformes; Percidae
Product: protein-glutamine gamma-glutamyltransferase 2-like
Exons: 15
Coding region: 78-2342 (754 amino acids)
Biological process (GO): peptide cross-linking
Molecular function (GO): protein-glutamine gamma-glutamyltransferase activity
Source: RefSeq, a predicted model, not a curated record